Molecule: messenger RNA, 4984 nt
Organism: Oncorhynchus mykiss (rainbow trout)
Lineage: Eukaryota; Metazoa; Chordata; Actinopteri; Salmoniformes; Salmonidae
Source: RefSeq, a predicted model, not a curated record
GCCCAGAUAGCAAGGACCUUUUUACAUUUGGCUGGAAGCUGACUUGUUAAGACUCCCAAACAAAUAUGGGCGUGGUACAAUCCACUUUUUUGAUUGGGUGUCAUCAGCCAUAGAGACUCAUUGGUUAAUUUUCGAGAAGGCGUUUUAAAAAGAAAAGAGGAAUUUACGUCCAUUGCGGCUCCAAACGAGAGCACUGGACGACACGAAGCUUAUUCACUUUCUCCCCAAAAUGGCCUCGAAAGGGAACCAGUUUCUUUCUGAGCGCUGUGUGGCUCGCAGAGCCUCCGUGGGCGGGCAGCUGCGACACUGGCAGACAGUCACAUGAUUCGCGCAAAGCCCAGCUGCCCAAUUCCAAUAUGGUGGCCAGCUUGGCAGACCUACGGUUCUUGUUGAUGAUAUUAUUGCUCUGCUGGAGGAUCAGGGACGGCGCCUGCACCCAGCAAGCCCCGUGGGUUCUGGGGCUGCGACUGGAGGACCCAGAAGGCCAGGUGUAUAUGAAGGAGCGGAUCAUCUCUGCGCCGCAAGGGGCCAGUUUCAAGCUUCGGCUGUUCGGUUGGGAUCUAAAUGGGACCUGGCCGUGGGUGGCGUUCGCUGGAACAAGACAGGAGGAGACCGGGGUGGUGGAGGAUGCAGCUGACCCGUGCGAGCAAGAGACCCGCCGUGUCUCCGCCGCCUUCCAGGUCACCGGGGAGUUCACAGCGGACGAGGAGUACAGCGGGUUGAUAACGGUACAGACGCUGGACAAGAGCAGCAUCUCUCCCGCUGCAUCCUCCACGGGAGGAGGGGAUGAUGCCAACCCUACCUACCACCACCACCACCUGUGCGUGCUGAAGAACGGAAGCUGGGUUUCGGUGGGACCGGACAGGUUGCAGAUCAACAACGACGCAGGUCUCCCGGCAGACUACAUCCCUCCGUGGGGUAUGGCGGUGCUGAUCGUGCUGCUGAUCCUGGUGUGCGGGGUACUGAGGAGUGUGAACCUCAGCCUGUUGUGGCUGGACCCCCUGGACCUCUACGUUUUCCACAGCUGCGGCUCCGAGGAGGACAAACGGGUCGCCAAGCGCCUCGAGCCAAUCCGGAGACGAGGCAACUGCCUGGUGUGUUCUCUGCUGUUCCUGUGCGCUCUGGGCCACUCAGUUCUCGGUGUGCUACUCUACAGGGUCCUGGGUUCCAUAGCGCCCGCCGUCUUCACCAGCGGGUUCCUCAUCUUCCUGGUGUCAGAGCUUGUUCCCCACAUAGUGUGUUCCGGCUACGGCUUCCAGCUUGCCCCAGGCUUCACCUGGCUGGCACAGGUGUGUAUGGUGCUGACGUGCCCACUGUCGUGCCCGCUGGGCCUGGUGCUGGAUCUGGUGUUGAGACGUGACAUCAGCACCUGCGGUGUGAGGGAGAGGGCUAUGGAGAUGAUCCGUACCAACGUCAAUGAUCCCUACAGUGAGUUUGUGAAGGAGGAGUUUAGCCGUGGUGCACUGCGCAGGAAGACCGUGGAGGACAUCCUGACUCCACUGAACGACUGUUUCAUGCUGCCGUCCACCGCUGUGCUGGACUUCACCACCAUGUCAGAGAUCAUGCAGAGUGGAUACACACGAGUCCCCAUCUAUGAAGAGGAGAAGUCCAACAUUGUGGAGAUCUUGUUCGUGAAGGACCUGGCUCUGGUCGAUCCUGACGACUGUACUCCCAUGACGACCAUCACCAAGUUCUACAAUCACCCACUGCACUUUGUCUUCAAUGACACUAAACUGGACGCCAUGCUGGAGGAGUUCAAGAAAGGAAACUCUGCCCUGGCCAUCGUUCAGAAGGUGAACAACGAGGGGGAGGGGGAUCCCUUCUACGAGGUGCUGGGAUUGGUCACCUUGGAGGAUGUCAUCGAGGAGAUCAUCAAAUCAGAGAUCCUGGAUGAGUCAGACGGCUACAUGGACAUGAAGGUGAAGCGUCCCAUGGCCCCUCUGGAGAUUCCUCUGGAACCUCGCAGUGUCCACCAAGAGUUCUCUCUGUUCAAACUCCCAGAGGGAGAACCCAAGAUCCGCACCUCACCUCAGCUACUGCUGGCCACACACCGCUUCCUCUCCAGAGAGGUAGAGCACUUCAGUCCAGCCCGCGUGUCAGAGAAGGUGUUGUUCCACCUGCUCCGUCACCCCAGUGUCAACCAGGAAGUUCACUUUGACCCCUCCAACCGCCUGAGCCCCGACCAUUACCUCUACACACGCAACCACCCUGUAGACUACUUCAUACUGCUACUACAGGGGCGUGUGGAGGUUGAAAUCGGUAAAGAGGGCUUGAAGUUUGAAAACGGAGCGUUCACAUACUACGGUGUGUCUGCACUCACAGCGCCAACCUCAGUGCACCAGUCUCCAGUUUCGACCCAGCGUCGUCCUCCCAGGGAUCCAUUUGAGAUGGGAGAUGCCACCAGCCCGUCCAGCUACUGUCCUGACUACACCGUCCACGCCCUCACUGAUCUGCAGCUCAUACGGGUGACUCGGAUGCAGUACCUGAAUGCUUUGAUGGCGUCGCGUGUUGGCCAGAGUCCAGAAUCUCCUGAGAUCAAGAUCCUGCCUAACAGUCAGACCAAGCUGCUCAACGAGAGGAACACUGUCACACAAGAGUUCCCUGUAAACUUUUCCUUUUUUGACACCAUUGAGAACUACUGUUAGUGUUUUCUGUGUGCAUGAGGACACCCACAGGAGGUAAAGACUGCAUGUCUGUUGACAAAAAGAAACAAGCACUAAAAUGUGUCCAUUGCAUUGAAUGUCAAUGUCAAAGAGCAUAUUGUGAUGUCACAGGGUGGCAUUGUGAUGUCAUAGUGGGCUGCAUUGUAACCUACUAAUCGGUGGCAUUAUGUCAUUGUGUGAUGUCAUCUCCCCACUCACGGCCUCCCCCUCUCUCUCAUUGGCUGGGUUCCACAGGUGGCAGUAAAUCCCAGGAAAGUUCAACGGAAGAGGAGGCUCAUGGGUAAUGAAGUUCUCUCUGUCAGAACUAUGUGUUACUCAGACAACCAACAAGGAGGCUUUUUAAAAAAGAUCUAUAUUUUUAUCAGUGAAUCUCUUAUCUCUGGAAUGCAGUGAUUGGACCUGGCUGGAGUGAGCAUCUGUGUGAGUGGUGUGUGUGGCUACUGCACUAUCCUCAGCCGUUUUCCUCAUUCAUUGUACGUUUCACAUUCAUGCCAAUCGUGUGUGUGUGUGUGUGUGUGUGUGUGUGCACCUCUCCUCCCUGUUGUAAAUUAGCCUCCUUUGCCUAAAAGUUACAUUGCCUGUUCCUUCAUUAUUAGCCUAUCUGUGUGCCAAAGCAACUCACGUCAACCCCCUGUGUGUGUUGUCACAACCCGUCCAUCCAAGCAUUAGACACAGGUUGGUCAAAAAAAGCCCUUUUUCACAGAAAUGUGUACACCGCUUUUGGUGAUUUGCUUUAGCUGUUUGAUUAUACGUCCAUAUUUUAUUUGAUACACUCCCAUUAGGUCUAGAUAGACAAAUAUGUAUUUGAAAAUGUUCAUACUAUCCCUUUAAGAGAGCUGAUGCAACGCUUGUGUCCAUUCCUUUGCACAGUCAAUGUUUAGCUUCAGGUCUGAGCUGUGUGUGUGUGUGUGUGUGUGCGUGUGCGUGCCCUCUCCCAUUUGACCUCUCUUACGGCGUGCCAACUCUGACCCAGUCUGCUUUCAUGCAUUCCUUUUGUUUGGCCAAGUUGCCAUAGAGACAAUCACAAUCCCCUUUAUUUACCCAGACACCAUACAGAAUAGAUAAAACAGACACAAGUCCACAUAAACACCAUACAGAAUAGACAAUGUGUUUGUGUCUGUCACAUCUAAAGCACCUUGUUGAUUUUCUCAUCCUUGACAGCCGAGUAGGUUGAGUUCCAUUAACAUUCCACACACACACAGAAGUUGUGUGUGUGUGUGUGUGUGUGUGUGUGUGUGUGUGUGUGUGUGAGAGAGACUCUUUCAGGAAACUCAAUUUCCCAUGUUGCAGUGUAACUACACAUGUGUGCAGGGAAUACAUAUGUUACCCAGUGCCCUGUGGAGACAGGAAACGCCUAGAUAAAGGCCUGGUCCAGAAUCAACCCCUUGGUCCUUCCCCUAACACCUUCCCCUGGCCCCUAGUUGUCUACCCUUUGCUCCUAGGCCCUAGCCCUUAGUGUAAACAGGUCUGAUGAAAAGGUGAUGGCAGCACCCAUCUGGUUCUUUCAGAUCUGCUAACAUAGGGGUUUGGAAUGGAGAUUGGAGUCUUUGGCGUGGACCAGAGACUCUACCAGGGUUAAAUUUAUUAGUGCACACUGUAGCAAAAUGUUUUGAAACGGAAAACAAAAAUAAAUUGGACAAGUAUUGUCCUUAUUGGACAAGUCUAGGUAGUCCCUCCCUGUUUCAGUACGUUUUCUUCCGUUUGGUGCUUAAUGAAUACGACCCAUGUUUCCCAGCAACCAUGAUAGGGGUUGCCUAUUUUGGCGGCCAUCUUGGUUACCUCAGUCGUUCUCCACCCCAUAAAGCGUUUUUUUAGUUGAUCUAAUUACAGACAUACACUAAUUAAUGACAUGCUAAGACAAGGGAUUAACUAUGUGAUUCAAAGUAAAUAUUUCCCAGCUGUUUUAACAAUAUUGUACUGUUGAUUAUGUUUCAAGUCCAUUUAUAUUGUAUUAAAAGACAAUGUAUAUUGUAAAAAGGUCAUCAUUACUUAUGCUACUUAUAUUGUUUGGGAGAAAUGUUGGGUUUUUUGAUGGGGGUAAAAAACGGUAUAUUAAUAUAUAUAUAUAUAUAUAUAUGCUUAUCUAGAGAGAAUAUGAAUCAAGGAUGCAGAUUUAAACUCGUAGUUUUCAGGUACAAAUGUAGAAUACUGUUACCAUGAUGAUGAGAACCGGACCAGCGCUAGUUUCUCUCCAGGAAUUUUUUGUAUAGAUUUUUUUCCCAAUUCUUCUCUGGAAGCUGAGAGUUGUGUGUGCAGAGAACAUUGCAUUGAACUAUUUCAAUAUCUGCUGUUUGUUAGUAAAUAAACCCAGUCCUUGUAUA